AUGUCUAAUUUCGAACCAAAUGCCAUUAUUCGCGGAGCCCAGCUUACAUUAGUAGGAGCCCAUAGAGCUCUGCAGAACCCGUCCCUCUUCAAGUCGCAACAUUACAGGCAAGCAGCCCUCGCGGUUUGUGCCGGGAUUGCAAUUCGACUCAUAAUUUCUAUUCCAGUUGUUGGAGUUAAGUUCGUAAUAUGGCUUCUCUCCUGGGUUGUCAACUUGGACGCGGCAACAUGGGACGAUACAAUCAUUAGCCAUCUUGACUUUAUAUCAACAUACGUCCUACAAGUGCCAUUCUUAUUGAUGACCUUGAUGCGCUAUCUUACUCCUACAUUAGACGAUAUGUUUAUGGAAUCUCUCCGAUGGGUUGAUUCGACCUAUAUCGAGAAACACAAGUCAGAUCAUCCUGAGGGUUUGCGAGCCCUGUAUUAUCCCCACCUCAGGAUGUAUUCAGUCAGGAGGGAUGGCGCCACCACUUCAACUUUGGCCUCGUCUCUUACAACUUUUGUGAUCCGAUAUGGCCGGAGAACUGCCACCUCGCUCGCUGUCUAUUUGCUCUCGCUGCUCCCAGUUGUUGGAAUAUUUGUGAUCCCAGCUGCCAGUUUUUACGCCUUUAAUAAAGCGCUUGAACCAUAUUUCUCUCGUAUCAAGUACACGAAAGAACAAAAGAGGCUCUGGUUUCGUGACCGAGCAGGUGUGCUUUUUGGAUUUGCGAUUGGCUUCUACACUAUGCUUACAGUACCUCUGCUUGGGGUUCUAGUGUAUGGUAUUGCAGAAGCGUCUACAGCAUAUUUAAUUACCAAAAUUACAGAUCCCCCCCCUCCACCGGCAUACUCCGAGGGAUUCGCGGCAAGCCAAAUAAGUUGGCGAAACAAGCAUGCAUUUCUUCGGCUAUCAUUAGGUUCUCUGGAUGUGUACAAUAUUCAGGCUCUUGGCGAGGGACACACUGUCGACAAGAGAGAUGAAAGGGAGCCGCAGAAGAUAUUCAGCUGA
This is a messenger RNA of Histoplasma mississippiense, 987 nucleotides long. RefSeq lists its product as hypothetical. The transcript is spliced from 5 exons. Lineage: Eukaryota; Fungi; Ascomycota; Eurotiomycetes; Onygenales; Ajellomycetaceae. The coding region runs from base 1 to 987 and encodes 328 amino acids. The record is from RefSeq and is a predicted model, not a curated record.